This is a messenger RNA of Folsomia candida, 1316 nucleotides long. RefSeq lists its product as uncharacterized. The transcript has 4 exons. Gene Ontology annotation, biological process: oogenesis; negative regulation of translation. The coding region runs from base 202 to 1122 and encodes 306 amino acids. The record is from RefSeq and is a predicted model, not a curated record. Gene Ontology annotation, cellular component: perinuclear region of cytoplasm. NCBI's taxonomy places the organism in Eukaryota, Metazoa, Arthropoda, Collembola, Entomobryomorpha, Isotomidae. Gene Ontology annotation, molecular function: zinc ion binding; mRNA binding.
UGUGGUGUCUUGGAACUUGGUUCAGUUGCCUUUGUGACUUCCUGAGCCUAAAGUGGGAAGAUUUUCCUCGCCUCCUGCUUCUACAUCAUCACGAUAAAGUUUCUUUAAAUUUUUCAAAAUAUCUUCAAGCGAGAGAUUCAGAAAUCAUUUACAACAAAAGAAGUUGAAGCACUUUUGCAGUAAUUCUUGCUGCGAGGAAUUAUGGAACACCAACAAGCCGCGCUGCCUCCCUACGGAGUGACCUUCCUCCCACCUCUGGGGAACGGGACGUUUUUAAUGUCCCCAGCCUUCCCGCCUGCGGCUCAGGCAUCGGGGUCUUAUCUAACCCACACCGAAACUCACGGACAAUGGGGACCAAUCCAGUACUGGGACCCUUCGAUGCCGAUUUCAAUGUUAUACCGAGGAGGAAAUGACGCUGGAGGUUUCUUCAACUUACUUCCGUGCACUUUGGCAGAUGCCCAUCUCACCAACAACUGCUUAUCGUUUCCCUGCACGACCUGUUUUCACCCGGGACCAGUGAAUGGGGUUUAUCCGCCUGCCACAGUAUCAGUUCUGCCGCAGGGACCAAGUCUUCCUAUCGUGAUCGUACCGGCCAUGGGAUACGCGACAGAACCGUGUCAGGGGGAUUGGCCAAAUCAAAGUCUUUCUGAAAUUGGGAGUGACAGCGUGCCUAACACGAGCAAGAAGAUGGAAGACGGUUCAGGCGAUGGAGAUAUGAUGCAGGACGAGCAUAAGUCCGAGACAACCCUUCCUUCAUCAAGUAGCCAUAAAAAGUCAAAGUCUCGUCGACGCCGUCGUCCUCAGCGUCGUCCUCACAAAGAUCAUCGUUACCCCAGAUCCAACUCUGGCAGCUCUCUCACGUUGCACAAUCAUUGCAAGUUGUGUCUCAGCAAUGGGGAAUCGGAGAAAUUUUACAUGUCACACACGCUCCGGGAUUCCGAGGACAAGGUCUCCUGUCCAGUCCUACGCAACUUGGUCUGCAGCAUUUGUGGGGAAACUGGCGACACGGCCCACACUUUAAAAUACUGUCCCUACAAUUACGACGUCCCACUGGAAUUAAGGUCCGCGAAUUUUGACCAGGCACGACGCGACGUAGCAAAAUUGAUGAAGAUGCUGAACUGAUGUGCAAAACUUAGCAAUUUUAUGACUAGAAUUGAUGAACUUUUGUAAAAAAAACUCGCUUUUUUACACUAGCAGCGAUUUGUAAAAUAAUUUAGACUAAAAAUAUAAAUACAGACAAAUAAUUGUUGUUGCUUUCUUUGAUGGUGGUUUUAGUUAAUAUUAUAGAUUAUCCAAUGAAUUUACAAAUUACUAUU